AUGGGCCAUUUACUUGCCUUGGCUGCUCAAGGUCUUCAGGCGGCCCCGAGCCGUUACGACGAUGAGCUCGGCCUGCAGUCCCGAGCCUUCCGGCAUACCAAUCUGGCCUCGGGUCCUCAGCCGUUGAAAGCCAACGACGAGCCCGGCCUACAGUCCCGAGCCUUUCGGCAUACCAAUCUGGCCUCGGGUCCUCAGCCGUUGAAAGCCAACGGCGAACCCGGCCUGCAGUCCCGAGCCUUUCGGCAUACCAAUCAGGCCUCGGAUCCUCAGCCGUUGCCCAAGCGACAGAACGGGGCCCCGGCUGCCGGAGAGAACUCGGGCGCUCUAGCCGGGACCGAGAGUCCAGCAGGCAAAGCCCAGGCAGAAGGUGAAGCUCAGAGGACAUGA
This is a messenger RNA of Hirsutella rhossiliensis, 387 nucleotides long. RefSeq lists its product as uncharacterized. The transcript has 2 exons. Lineage: Eukaryota; Fungi; Ascomycota; Sordariomycetes; Hypocreales; Ophiocordycipitaceae. The coding region runs from base 1 to 387 and encodes 128 amino acids. The record is from RefSeq and is a predicted model, not a curated record.